This is a messenger RNA of Penaeus monodon (black tiger shrimp), 747 nucleotides long. RefSeq lists its product as uncharacterized. Bases 135 to 692 code for a protein of 185 amino acids. The transcript is spliced from 2 exons. Lineage: Eukaryota; Metazoa; Arthropoda; Malacostraca; Decapoda; Penaeidae. The record is from RefSeq and is a predicted model, not a curated record.
GUUAGCACGUCCGCUCAUUUCCGCCUCAUCAGAAUAAUGUUGGUUAUCUACCCCGUGAAAGUAAUUGAUGGUUAGAUUCUCCAAAGAUAGUGUUCACCCAGUUUGCUGCUGCAGUCCAACCAUAGCCCGAAUGAAUGUACCGAAUGUCUGUACAGGAAGCACGUGUACAGAACCUCCCGGCAGUGCAUUGUUGCUGGCAAACAGGGGGUGCCAACAAGAACAGCCUGCCGGUGACUGGCGAUCGCCCUGGUUGGCUCCUGGUGGCAGGUCAGUGUGCUGGGAAAGCUCCUACCCAGCUUCCUGUUGUUGGUCACACCUGGGAGUCGCUAACUCAGCCUGUAAGAAGAAGCCCUGUCCGUGACACCCUUGGGAAGUUAGUGUCACUUGCACGUGGCGGCAUAUGCCAAGAUAGUUAUUCUGGCUUCUCUAUCUGGUGUCAUUUUCCUUUUAGAGUGACAAGGAAAGCGGGAACAAAGCUGGAAAGUUAUUGUACUGUGUUCUUUUUUGUGAUUAUAAAUCGUAAGUGUCUCGAGGUUAUUCCCAAGUGCCUUCACGAUGCCGAAGUUAUCGCAGCUGCCCAAGGCGGCUCGCACGUCCUACAGGAAGCUGGCCAACUUCUUCAAGAUGGGCGUGCAGGACGGAGCCGGGGUGGUGACCCAGGGGCCUCAGAGCCAGCAGAUGUACACUUCUGACCAUAUGUCUCCUAUGACCAACUCGGUCAAUGGGACUAUGGGAUCUGAGCCGAAG